UAGCCCCUCCCAAAUUCCCCGGACUUUUAUUUAUUUUUAAAUUUCCAUUCCCCGCCACCCUCACCAAACUCUCUCCGGCCAAAUAACCCCUUAGUAUUCUCCAGAGACAGGCCCCUGGCUGCCAUUGAAGACAACCUUAACUUCUUUGACAUUGUUCUCAUAUCCCUUUGUUACACCAUGAAAGUCAAACUCCAUUUGACCAACUAUUUUCAUUUUCAUUCAUCUCCAACUUCACCCAUCAAAUUUGGUCCUUUCAAUCACUUCGUCCAAAAAAGAUGGAAAAAACCCGCUGAUACAGCCCAAACCCGCUUAGAGAACCGAACCCGGGACCUAAAACUUGACUUGUUAACAUCCCAAACUAGGAAACUCAACAUUGCCCUCCAACUGUUAGAUAUAAUGUCUCAAAGAAGACGACCUUAUGUUUCAGUACAAAUUAUGUCUCGUUGGACUAAUCUUGUUGGUCUUAAUGUUGGUAUGGGUGAUUUCCUACGAGAAUACCCGCAUGUUUUUGAAAUUUUUAUUCACCCUGUUAGGAAGAAUGUGUGUUGUAGUGUUACUGAAAAAAUGAUGGGUUUGAUUGAGGAAGAAAAAUCUGUAUUGAAGGAAUCUGAGUUGGAAAACGUUAGACGAAUUAAGAAGCUUUUGAUGAUGUCAAAAGAGGGUAUGCUUCAUUUACAUGCCUUGAGAUUAGUUAGACGAGAACUGGGUUUGCCACUUGAUUUCCGAGAGUCGAUAUUAAGGAAGUAUAGUGAUGAUUUUAAGUUGGUUGAUCUUGAGGUAGUGGCUUUAGUGAAAAGAGAUGAAUGUUUAGCAGUUUCUGAUGUAGAAAAGUGGAGGGAAAAGGAGUAUAGGGAGAAAUGGUUGAGUGAAUUUGAGACCAAGUAUGCCUUCCCCAUAUAUUUUCCUACAGGUUUUAAGAAAGAGAAAGGGUUUAAUGAAAAGUUAAAGAAUUGGCAAAGAGUGUCUUAUGUGAAGCCUUAUGAAAAAGAGGGAAAGAGAAGUAGAACCAAAGGUGGGAUCGAGCGUUUGGAGAAGAGGGUGGUGGCUAUUUUACACGAGUUUUUGAGCUUGACUAUUGAGAAAAUGAUGGAUGUUGAAAGAUUUGUGCACUUUCGGAAGGAUUUGGGUAUGGAUGUUAAUUUGCGUGAACUUUUGUUAAAUCAUCCUGGGAUAUUCUAUAUCUCCACUAAAGGAGGCACUCAAACGGUUUUUCUUAGGGAGGCUUAUUGCAAAGGUGGUUUAAUUGACCCCAACCCUCUGUAUAAUGUUCAAAGAAAAAUGAUGGACCUUAUAUUGCUUCAUAGACGUAAUACGAAUGAGUUGAAGGUUGAGAAAGUUAGCAAUGAGAAGAGAAAUGCAUCAUCAAGUAAGAUUGUGGAAGGUACAAGUGAUGGAGAUUGGGUAAUUCCUCUUUUAGAGAGAUCUGAUGAUUGAUAUUGCUUUGAGUGUUGCCAUGUUGGUGACAAACUGACAAUCUUAGGGAAGAUGCGAUGGCAUACACACAGAUAUUGAAAGCUGAUUUUGGUACAUCCCGGAAGUCUUAACGCAGCUGUCUUAUGUGCUACUAAGUGGAAGAUCAUGAUUACAGAAGGAAUCUAUUUAUUUCGCAAGAAAUGAUGAUGAUGAAUGAUGAUAAUGGCCCAAGAGUUUGUGGUAGCUUGCAAGUGAAGUCCCACACCAAUGUUCACGAUAAGACAACUCUGCCAUUUCCUAAAUUCAUAUAGUUAUGAAGUGUUAAACUUAAUUCAUAUAGUAAUUAGCUUAUUAAAUUCCCGAUUCGUUCAAAAUGGUCCAAAUAUAGCUCAAAACGGGCUAUAAUUCGCUUUUCUCGAUUCCCGAUUCGCGAGGAUAUCAAGGAAUCAUGUGACGCUGUGUGGAAGUAUAGGACCAUACUGCUAACAGUUGCUUGUCGUGUCUUUGAUAAAUUCAAUUUAGUU
Amaranthus tricolor (Joseph's coat) is the source of this 1937-nucleotide messenger RNA. RefSeq names its product protein ROOT PRIMORDIUM DEFECTIVE 1. NCBI's taxonomy places the organism in Eukaryota, Viridiplantae, Streptophyta, Magnoliopsida, Caryophyllales, Amaranthaceae. Bases 178 to 1434 code for a protein of 418 amino acids. Gene Ontology annotation, molecular function: RNA binding. The transcript has 3 exons. The record is from RefSeq and is a predicted model, not a curated record.